AUGGCGGAGGAGACAGGUAAAUUUAAAUGUUCAGCCGAACAAACACCUGUUUCAACUUUUAAGUCGUCAAGUACCAGUGGACCAUUUAGAGCCACUCGACUUUGGUACCAGAUUAUUAAUCAUCUAAGACAGCAUGCAGAUGUUGGAAAAAAGCGUUACCUGCUUAAACAUUAUGAUAAUGUAUUUACUGGUAGUAAUGCAGUAGAUAUUGUUUUUAAAUUUCUACAACACAAUGAAUCUGUGUUCCUGAAUCAAGAUCUUAAUAGGCAAAAUGCUGUUAAGGUUUGUCAGGCAUUGAUGGACCACCGGAUAUUUGAGCCAUUACUUGGUAAAGAACAUUUUGAAGACUGCAGCAAUAGAUUCUACAGAUUUCUAGCAAUGGAAUUAUGGCACUUUAGUCCACUUCAUUCUGGAGAAGAUGAAAAGGGCAGGCUUUAUCUCCCAACAAGAGUUACAGAAAGAACAGGGGAAAUGUCUGGUGUUUAUAAUCCAAGCUACCAUUCAGCGUCCCCUGCAUCUAAGAUAACAUCACCUAAGCAUCAUAGAGCAUCAUUCAAAAAACGGGCUGCGUCGCUUGAUCUUGAAUCAGUGAUAGACUGUUCAAAAUGUACGACAUUAGAAUCAACCAGUCGAUCUCCACUGUCCCCUCUGGAUAGAAAUUUCACUUGCAAAACUUCACAAAGUUCAUCUUGUUCUCGAACCUUACGACGAAGGCAUAGCUUUACUCUUGCCCUACAGUCAGGAUUUCAGGACAAUAGUAAUAAUAAACCGAGAAACCUUUCACAACUUCAGCCAUGCUUAAAAAGGAAGAACAGUUUUUUAACCCGAAGUAGUUUACGUGUUUCUCUAGCACGGUUACGACCUCGCAUACCUUCCAGAGAACAUUCUUCUGUUGUUCAGUCAAUGGUUCAACUUACUGGUCAGAAGUUAGGUGAUUUUGAUGAGAAUCAAAAAGUUCCAGAACAUGUAAGAGAAAGGGCUCUUAGCCAUUUGUUAACUUUGGUUGAUAUUCCUGUCUUGGAACCAAUUCUGAUGACUCCAUAUGAUCUCCCGAAAGUCAGCCCAUCUAAAGAAACCUUUAUCAUACAGAAUGAAAGCACUCACCCUUCCUUUGCUAAAUCUGUUGUCCGACAAGACUUGUGGAGAAUUCCGUGGGUUGAAUUGGCAACUGCUUGUAUGAAUGGACCUCCAGAAGGUAUUGAUAAACUGUGGUCAGCACAAGCCUGCAAGCAGCAUUGUUAUCAAGCUGUUGUGGAGUACUGUCAAAGAUUUCCAUCAUCAAUCUUUCCUCAGUCCUACUUACAGAUAUACCUGGCUGUUAUAAAGCUUCUUAGAGAAAAUAAACCUGCUCAGGCACAAGAAGUGUUACAGUUGUUACUAGUCUUUUUGCCAUGGCAACGACGUCAGCAGUUACAUAGACUCCUUCAGUUUUUAGACUUGGUUUCAAAUGAUGCAUUUGUUGUUGUUGACAAACAGCUAUCAAAUCAUGAAGCUAUUCUUCAAGACUUUUCAGAUAUUGUCUUAUCUCACCCUUUGAUCUCUCUUGACCACUGUUGUAACUUCCUAGACUUCUUAAUCUCAAGAACAUCGUCUUUGCUUUCUCUACCUGAAUGGUUAACUGCUCAUUCCACAAUGGAAGGUCCAGUUUUCUGUCAACAAGUAAUCGGAGAACAGCAUACCACAAUUACAGCACAAGCCCUCCACCAGCUUUUAAGUUCAGUUUUGAACAGCAAUAUUUCAGAAAAAAGGAAAAAGUCCUGGCUUAAGAAAUUUGAGAAGGCACAUCCUGACCAAUAUUAUCUGUUGUUUCCUCAUCACUAAUGAUUUCAUAGAUUAAAAUGUAAUAUUUGGGUAGUAGGAAACUUCUUUCAAUUUUCUAAAUGUUAAGUUGUUUGGUAGUAAAAAAUAUAUGGUUUACUCAAAAAUUUGUAAAUAUGUUUCUAGAAAAUAUAUUUUAACAAAACUUGUGAUGUUCUUCCAGCUAAAUAUUUAUUUUACUGCAGUUUUUGCUAUAAAUGUUGAGUAUAUACAUUGUUUUUGAUCUGAUUUACAUUGGGAAGUGUUUUUUAGUAAUGUGAUUGUAUAUCAAAUCUACAACAGAUGCUUUAUUCUGUAGUUCUGAUUCACACAGCUUUGAACUUUCUUUUUUUAGUGAAUUGUUAUACUUUUUAUAGAUUUUUUUUCUACUGGCUAAAAAUGAUUGACUUCAUACAAGUAAAAGAUAACGAAAUUCAGUAUUAUGUUAUAAUGAGAUAAAGGUAAAGUUAUUUACUUUGGUAAGAUAUUUUUCACAUCAAACAUUACAGAGAAAUAAAGUACGAGUACAAGGUUUCGUAAUCCUGUGUAUCAUAAACAAAAACUUUUAGAGGUAUUUUUGUGCAAUGUUUAUCAAAAUAUACUUUAAUCAUUUUGAUACAAAAUAUUUUUUAAUAAUAUGUUUUUUGGUAAUAAAGAAAAUACCAAAUCUCCUUUAUUUAGAUACAAACAGUAGUCAUUUAAACUAUGUCUACCAGCUCUACAUGCAAGUGUGUGCUAGUAACUUAUUUUACCUAUAUUUCUUUAGAAAUUUUAUUAUUGUUUUUAGAUAAAUUCACACAAACAGUUUCUUAUGAAGCACAUUCUUGAAGAAAUUGUUAUGAAUUCUACAUCUGUACAUAUUUUGAUACAUUUUUUAGUUAUGAAAAAUUGUAAGAGGUGGUUUACUGAAUCAAUAAAUGUGUGAAAAGUUGGAAGAUAAGCGUUUAUUAAACAAGAAUAUGUUACUGAGUAAAUUCAAUGUCAUAUAGCUCUCAUAAACUUGGCUAAAUGUGAAUGUAAUUGUUAUACCCCAUGAGUAUAUUGACUUGGCUCGUACACAAGUUUAUUUCUGGACAUUCAGAAAUUCGGGUUGAUGACAUAUUUGUUUAUGGCAUUGAUAAAGAUAAAAAAAUAGAGUAUAAUUUUUUAAAGUAUUUUUUAUAAGUAGUGCAUUUCAGGGACCUAUUCUUUGGACAAUGGUUGUUAUUUUUGUAAUAUUUUACACAAUGCUCAUGUUUCCAAUUUUUAUCAAGUUAGACUGUAUCCCUUAUAGCUACAACACAACAGACUGUGUAAUAAAACAUUUGCUUGGUCAAAUAUGUGAACAUUUACUUUAGCUAACAGUCGCUCUCUGGCAUAGUCCAUCAACAGUAGAGAUCACUGCAAAACUAACCAUGUAGGAAUUUAUGUACAAAAGAUAAAAUAUACAUUGAAUUAUAAAUUGGUUUUUCACGGGA
Limulus polyphemus (Atlantic horseshoe crab) is the source of this 3254-nucleotide messenger RNA. RefSeq lists its product as uncharacterized. Gene Ontology annotation, biological process: intracellular signal transduction. NCBI's taxonomy places the organism in Eukaryota, Metazoa, Arthropoda, Merostomata, Xiphosura, Limulidae. The record is from RefSeq and is a predicted model, not a curated record. The coding region runs from base 1 to 1821 and encodes 606 amino acids. The transcript has 7 exons.